GAUUAUUAAAUUGUUUUAAACAAAUCGGUGAAUUUAAGUUUUAAUUUUUGCACGGUUCGCUCAGAGGGCGUCACCAGUCAAGCACGAUUUGCGCCGGUUUGCGCUCUUCUCCUCUCGCACUCACGGUGUACGGUUUCUGACAUUCAUCAACAAUCGGAUCGAUUGUUCCUUCAGUUCGGAAGCACGCAACUAACCUGCUCGCUAGCAAUAAAUUCGAAUGAAGUCACUGGGUGCAACAAUAGUUUAGCGCGGCUCGCGAGCGCAGCUAUGUAUCAGAACACUUGUGGUGCGGCGGCGACCGCCGGCGGUUGCGUCGAAACGGACAAGGACAGCCACAGCCUCAUCCCCAAGGAGCCUGUGGUGCCCGUCGUCGAGCAGGAUUACAGCGGCUUCGACAUCGUCAAGGCCACACAGUAUGGAGCAUUCACUCGAGUAAAGGAGUUGAUAGAAGCUGGCUACAAUGUCAACCAAAGAGACACUGAAACAGUCACCCUGUUGCACUGGGCGGCGAUUAACAAUCGCCGGAAUAUCAUGAAGUUCUUCCUUGACAAAGGGGCAGAGGUUGAUGCAAUUGGUGGAGAAUUGAAUGCAACACCACUGCAUUGGGCCACAAGACAAGGACAUCUUAGUGCUGUGGUUAUUCUAAUGAAUGCUGGUGCAGAUGCAAACAUACAAGAUGCUGAAGGCUGUUCCUGUAUUCAUUUGGCUGCACAGUUUGGCCAUACAGCAGUUGUGGCUUACUUUGUAGCCAGGGGCGUGAGUGCUGACUCACAGGACAGAGGAGGCAUGUCACCACUCAUGUGGAGCUGCUGGAAGAUGUGCACCUUGGAUCCUACAAGGGUUUUAUUAACUCUGGGUGCAAACACCAGUCUGGCUGAUUACAACCAGGGCAAUACUGCUUUGCAUUGGGCGAUUUUAGCAAGAAAUACACAAGCUAUCAGCACAUUAAUUUUAGUUGGCCAGGCAAAUUUAAACAUACCGAAUCACAGAGGAGACACGCCGUUAUCAAUGUUACAAUCAUACGUGACCUCCGUCUGGGUGGGCAAGAAAGUCGCCGAGAAAGUGAAAGAGAACAUGAGCACACAGCGUUCACGAAACGUAAUUUUUAGAAUAGCAAAAGACAAAAGAGUGAGAUGGUGGUGCAUGGUGGGCACGCCGUUUUUAGCGUUUUAUAUCGCCGGUCUGGUCCUCGCCUCGGACCUGAUGUUUCUUAUCAAGCUGUUUUUAUUCCUCUGCAUGUACAUCGUGUUGAACUACGCCGGCGAUGUGCUCUUCGACGACCGGCUGAUGGUCAUUUUACCAUUGAGUAUUUAUAUGUCGACCAAGACGUGGUUCUACAUCACCUGGUUCAUUUUCAUCAUGCCCAACACCACGCUGCUCAUUAACUUCGUGUUCGUUACCAGCUCGAUGGCGCUGUGGUACUUUUUCUUGAAGUCGUGGCGAGCUGAUGCUGGCACGAUCGCUGCUACUCAAGAUAUCAGAUUUAAGACUAUAAUAGAAUUAUCAGAAGAAGGCCCCGGGGGUUUUGAGCCGUCGAUAUUCUGUUCGACGUGUCUGGUGCGUCGUCCGCUGCGCUCUAAACAUUGCUCAGUGUGCAACAAGUGCGUGGCGCGUUUUGACCAUCACUGCCCCUGGGUUGCGAAUUGCAUCGGCGCAAAGAAUCACAAGCACUUCAUCGGCUUCCUAGCAUGUUUGGUGGUCAUGUGCGCACAGAUGCUGUUUGGCGUGACGCAGUUCUGGACCAGUCAACCAAGCUGCGCGAUCAAUAGCACCGAGAGUUAUUGGCAAGUGGUGACGACGUUGGGGCGAUGCGACGCGUGGAUCGCAUUCAUCGCUGGCAACGCACUCCUCCACUUUGCUUGGGUGUUUAUGCUUCUGAUAUGUCAGAUUUAUCAAAUAUCAUGUCUUGGAAUGACUGCAAAUGAGCGAAUGAACAAAAGUCGCUACGCGCACUUUAUCAACAACCACGGCCGGAGUCCCUUCUCAAAGGGACCGAUAAUGAACGUGGCAGAAUUCUUCGAGUGCGGAUGCGGCGUGGUGCAACCGCAGGUGAAGGACUGGAUGACAAGCUACGAUUUGGAUCGUCACGUCGAGCAUCAACCGCUGCUACGGCAUAAAGAUGCCAAUCAAUACGUCUAAUUGUUCUCCCAAUGCGAAGUCGUGAAACCAUUUGACCAUUGAGCUAGCUUUCGCGUUGUCGUGUGUGUAUAUCGUUUUGCCUUCGGUGUGUGACUGAAUUCAUGAACGCAAAAUGCAUCUAAUCUGUGUAUAAAACGCGAGCGAUUGUAUGCGUGAAUGUACGAGCGCCGCAGAGAGGGUUAACUAUCCAAAAAUUUACAAAAAAGCAUUACCUAUUCUACAAAUAACGAUAUGUAUUAAAUGUCUAGAUAUAAGACGUUUAUUUGCAAAAAGGCGCAACAAGUUACAUUCCAACCGAAAGUAAGCGAUUUUAUUUAAGCUACAAACAAAGAUAUUUUAAGUCAAGUCCAGGCACUUGCAGUUUUUGCACCAAUUUUGUUAAGAAUUGAUAUAUAAACCCAAGAAUAAGCCAUAGCCAUCGCAAACAAUAAUGUUAUCUAGUCAAUGUACUUAUUAAUUUAGGCUCCCGAAUAAUUCAAACAACUGCAAACUGCAAAUCGCCCCUUCUUAUUACGCAUUACUCAAAGUUCUACUUACGCACUGUAAGUAAUCGCAAAUAAUUGCUAAACAAUUGAAACAUUAAACAUAUCUAUUUGUUGUAUUCAAACGAAUAAGUGGAAUGAGAUUUUGGAUUCUUACCGGUCAGGGGCGGCUGCAUCUAUACAUUUUGGCUUUGCAUUCGUUGCAAUAUUUACAUUAUACAAACGAGGACACGCAAAUACAGACAUUUUACAUUUUACAAA
Dalotia coriaria is the source of this 2882-nucleotide messenger RNA. RefSeq names its product palmitoyltransferase Hip14 (gene Hip14). Gene Ontology annotation, molecular function: protein binding; palmitoyltransferase activity. Gene Ontology annotation, cellular component: Golgi membrane. Gene Ontology annotation, biological process: protein palmitoylation. The transcript has 6 exons. The coding region runs from base 268 to 2139 and encodes 623 amino acids. Lineage: Eukaryota; Metazoa; Arthropoda; Insecta; Coleoptera; Staphylinidae. The record is from RefSeq and is a predicted model, not a curated record.